GAACUACAUGCACUCUAGGAAGUGAAGAGCACAUGACAUGGUGACUUGUCAAACAUGUCAUACAACCUCUCACAUCACCGGCACGUAGCAUUUUGUUAGCUUGCAAGCUUCUUUUAUCAUUUGGGUGGAUUUCGCGCGCAUGUUUCAUUGAUAUAAUUUGUGUUUGAAGUAACGGUAGAGAUGGACUCUUCAUUCCCGAGUGUUUCCGAGCUGGUGGCGGCUGCUCGGCGUUUGUACGGGCAGGUGUUCGGUGAAGAGGCUCCUCAGACGGCGGUGUGUGCUCCUGGAAGAGUCAACCUGAUAGGGGAGCACACUGACUACAACCAGGGAUUUGUACUUCCAAUGGCGCUGCCCCUGGUGACUGUAGUGGUAGGUCGUCAAACCUCAGGCCUGGAUGUUACCAUAGUAACAGCAACAGAGGAUGCUGAUGAGCCUCGGAGGGUGGACUUCAGCCUGCCCAGUGAUGGAUCGCCACUGUCUCCAGGGUUACCCACCUGGGCAAACUAUGUGAAGGGUGUUAUACAGCAUUACAGAGCUCCUCCUGUCCCAGGGUUCAGGGCGGUGAUUGCCAGCAGUGUCCCCCUGGGUGGAGGUCUGUCCAGCUCUGCCUCUCUGGAGGUGGCUUUCUACACAUUCCUGCAGCAACUGAAGCCAGAUGACGGAGACAAGGUAUCCAAAGCAGUGGCCUGUCAGAAGGCAGAACACACUCAUGCUGGUGUACCCUGUGGCAUUAUGGAUCAGUUUGUGUCUGUCCUCGGCAGAGAGGGCCAUGCUUUGCUCAUUGACUGCAGGUCCCUGGAGGCCACCCCUGUCCCUCUUUCAGAUCCAGGCCUGGUCAUUCUCAUCACCAACUCCAAUGUGAAGCACUCUCUGACCGGCAGUGAGUACCCCACGAGACGCAGACAGUGUGAGGAGGCUGCCUCCAUCCUGGGAAAGGACAGUCUUAGAGAUGCAACGAUGAAGGACCUGGAGGAGGCAAAGGACAAACUGGAUGAUGUAACCUAUCGAAGAGCUCGUCACGUGAUCGAGGAGAUAGAAAGAACUGCACAAGCUGCUGAAGCCUUGAAGAGAGGAGCCUACAAAGAGUUUGGCAAGCUGAUGGUGGAGAGCCACAACUCCCUCAGGGACCUGUAUGAGGUGAGCUGCAGGGAGCUGGAUGAGCUGGUGUCUGCAGCCAUGGAGGUGGAGGGGGUGUUUGGCAGUCGGAUGACCGGUGGAGGAUUCGGUGGAUGCACCGUCACUAUGCUGCAGGCCCACGCUAUUGACAGGACUAUACUCCACAUACAGGAGCGAUACAGCGGAACCCCAACUUUCUAUGUCACCACUCCUUCAGAGGGAGCUAGGGCUCUCAGUCUGUCCUGACCAUGUCAACACAUCUGUGCUGUGUAACCAAUUCACUCCUCUUCAUAGGCUUUUCUGUUUGAUUUUUCUUUUCAGUUUUUACUAUUAAAAUAAAAUGAUAUGCCGUUAUGCACACUGCAGCUAAUUGAAAAUCACUCCGUUUAUGAUGAAGUGCCUUCACAGUAAAACAUUGGUUUCUCUAUAAUAUUUGAUUUUGUUUGUUUGUUUCAAUCAUGCAAGACUUUAUCAUCAUCUAGAUAACUUGUAGUAGCUGUUUGUGUUAUUACGACUUAUUUACUGUGAAAAUACAGUAAAUAUACUAUGAACUAAAUCAUGUUAAAAUGUGAAAAAUUUUAAUAUGACAUUUUUCUUUAAUUUUUUUCUUAAAGGCCUAGUGUGUAAGAUUUAGGGGGGAAUGUUGGCAGCACUGGAAUAUAAGUGUUUUCUCUGGUGUAUAAUCACCUGGAAAUAAGAAUCCUUGUUUUGUUCAUGACCUUAAAAUGAGCCAUUUACAUCUACAUAGGGAGCAGGUCCUUGUUUAUGAAGAUCGCCAUGUUUCUACAGUAGCUCAGAAUGGACAAACCAAACACUGGCUCUAGAUAGGGUUAUUAGUGCUUUUGUGUCGGCCAUCGUAGUUAGCAGCCCCUCUGCGACAAACAGCAUUGGAAAACACUGAUUUGUAAUGUGACUGUGCUUCAUUCAGUGUUUAUACCGGUUUAAAUUUUAAUUAGGUCUGUUUGUUUUUGAGGGGAAGAGACCUCUGUGGAUAAUCUGACUCCCAGUAAAAACCUCCUUAAUAUCUGGAUCUUAAGUCAUAAGAGAAAAAAGGCGAGCACACACAUAAGCAUGUGGUGGGCAAGCCGCCUGUCUCUAACAUGCCAAACAGCGUUGGAGAAACACUGAUUUUGUUAAAUGAAACUGCUUUAUUCAGUGUUUUUACUGGUUUAAAUCACUGGCUCUUUUUGGUUUGGAGAAGAGGAGACCUCUGCUGAUCAUUCAGCUCCCGGUCAAAACCACCUGAAUAUCUUGAUCAGAUUAAAGUGAGCACACAUUAGGUUAUUAGGGGAAAAUGUAAGCACACAGCAUGUGGUGGGUGAGCUGCUGAUCUGCAGCCUGCUAAACAGUAUUGGAGAAACAAUGAUUUGUAACAUGAAACAACUUUAUUCAGUGUUUUUACCAGUUUAAAUCAAUUUAGGAGGAGACAUCUUUGGCUAAUUCAGCUCCCUUAAAGAACCUCCUGAACAAUAAACAGUGAAGGAAUUCUAUAACCAGAAGUUUCAGCUAGUUGCAAUCUGCAAUCCUCACCACUAGACACCACUAGAUUUCCCUAAAUCUUACACACUGGAGCCUUAAUAUUUUUAAUAUGAACAUCUUAUGUCUUCCACCUUGUUGUUAUAGUUUCAAAACACAUUUUGAGUAUGAUUUAGUCUCAGCAUUUUUAUCAACCUCAUUUCCAGCAGUAGGCAACUGUUUUCAGCAACAACAAAAAAAGCACUCCAUAAACACACUGUACGCUACCUGCUCAGCACCAGACAGCACACAGACACAGUUAGAGAUCAGCUGGUGAACAAAGUAGGGGAUUUAGCAGCUAUAAUGAACCAGACACUUUUUAUGAGUUGGUGGAGACCAAAAACAGAGCUAGAAGGGUGUUGCUCUAACAUUCAUCACAGGGACACAAACCUGUGAUGACAAUAUCGCUCAGUGUCUGUUGGAUGUAUAAAUGUCUGUGAACAAAUUAGCCAUAAUAACUUUGUAAGGCAAUAAAAUAUCAGGCCACUGUUUGUCAGCCCAAUAGUAGCCAAAAUGAAGUAUGCUUUAAAGGCCCUGCACACGCACACAGAGGUCUUUAAUUAUUCUGGCUAACUUAACCUCUGCCUGCCUGCUUGAGAAUUGCAUAUUGUCAGUAAAUUUAACAUAUAUAAAAUUUAACAUAUGUUAAAUUUCAAGUAAAACCAACAGAGAAAUUCUAAGUUGCAGGAAAUGUCACAUUAGUUAGCCAAACUUAAAUAAAUGAGUUGUUUGGAAUAUACACACAAUUUAUUUUAAUUGAAAUUACUAAAAUGUUGGAAAAUCUGUAAUUCUAAGAAUUCUAUAAGAAAUUAAGAGUACAUCUAAAGCAAAUUAUCAAGUACUCCAUUCUGUUCUUUAAUUACUUAAAUUCGAGUGUAAGUGUCCUACACUAAACCAGCAUUUGUUAGUACAUCAUACGGUACCUAUUCCAUCUUACUUAAUCAAAUAAGUACCUUGUUUUUUUAGGCAGUCAGUUUGCAUGUUUUUUUUAAAAGUAAAGUUAAGUCAUUAGAAUUUAGAAUGCACUAAAAAAAAUGAUAGUACAGCUUAUACUGAAGGUACAUUUGCCCCACCCUGACAGGUGACAACAAAACUGACAAGAGGGUCAGCAAGACGUCAGUCAAACAGUCUUAAGAAGAGGCCUAAUCAGACAGGUUAAGUGAAAAUACCUGUGAGAUGAGCCAUGGGUAUGCAGGGGCUUUAUAUUAUUUUACUGAAGUUUAGUACAAUGAAUCUGUUGUUUUCAGAUAAAUAACAUAACUACUUUUGCACUUCUCCUGCAGUUAGUUACACCGGAAGUCUUAUUUUCCAAUAUACUCCGUUAUCACAGCCCGCCCCUGUUCAAAAUCAAAUGAUCAAGAUGUACUGUAUUUUGGAUUUAUGAGAAUAAAAAAUAUUUUAAAUCAA
Messenger RNA from Epinephelus lanceolatus (giant grouper), 4038 nucleotides. It is a transcript of the gene galk1, whose product is annotated as galactokinase 1. The record is from RefSeq and is a predicted model, not a curated record. Gene Ontology annotation, biological process: carbohydrate phosphorylation; galactose metabolic process. Gene Ontology annotation, molecular function: ATP binding; galactokinase activity. Gene Ontology annotation, cellular component: cytosol; cytoplasm. NCBI's taxonomy places the organism in Eukaryota, Metazoa, Chordata, Actinopteri, Perciformes, Serranidae.